AUGGUCAGCAAUCUUCCUAAAGAAAAUGUCUGGGAUUAUCCACGUCCACCUGCCAUUGAACCAGUCCAAGCACAUCUUAGAGUUAUCUAUAACGAUGUGGUACUGGCUGAUACCACCAGUGCAUUACGCAUCUUGGAAACAGGUCAUCCUCCGACAUAUUAUAUUCCUCCGAACGAUGUCAAACAAGAAUAUCUCAAACAUAACACCAAAUCAACGUACUGCGAAUAUAAAGGUUUAGCAUCAUAUUAUGACUUCAAUCCACCUGAUGGUCAGCCGGUUGUAACUUCACGAAUAUGGUCAUAUGGUAAUCCAAGUGGAACUAAUGGAAAGUAUGGCGAUGUAAAAGAUUAUUUUAGUUUUUAUGUUGGACCAUGGGAUUGCUAUGUCAAUGAAGAGAAGGUUGAAGCACAACCAGGUGACUUUUAUGGAGGAUGGAAAACAAAAAAUAUUGAAGGCAAAGUCAACGGAGGAUCUGGAGCAUGGAGUUUAUAA
This is a messenger RNA of Adineta steineri, 492 nucleotides long. Lineage: Eukaryota; Metazoa; Rotifera; Eurotatoria; Adinetida; Adinetidae. The record is from the annotation of a GenBank genome assembly.